AUGGCGGCGGCCGGCGGGGCGCGGGGCCGCACCAGCUUCCAGCGCCGGCCCGGGGCCGGCCCGCGGCCGCCCGCCCUGCCGGGCACUCGGCCCGCGCUGCGCCACGGGCAGCUGCUGCUCUCCAGCGGGCUGCCCUCCCUGGACUGUGUGCUAGGUGGAGGCGUACCUGUUGGAACCCUUCUUCUUAUUGAGGAGGAUAAAUAUGGCCUUUACUCCAAUUUGUUGUUCAAGUAUUUUCUCGCAGAGGGAAUUGUCUGUGGACAUGAACUGUUUGUUGCUUCUGCCAAAGAGCACCCUGACAACAUUUUGAAGGAACUUCCAGCCCCUUUGCUUGAUGAUUCCCAUGGGAAGGAACUGGGGGAUGAAGCAGCAGCUGUGAAGCCUGAGGAUUUUCAGGAUUCUAUGAAAAUAGCCUGGCGGUACCAAAAUUUACCAAAAAUGGAGGUCAGCCCAACAACACAUACAAAGUUUGGCCAUUAUUAUGAUAUUUCUAAAAAAAUGUCUCCAGAGCUGUGUCAGUCUGUAAAACUGCACAGUUUUUACCUCCAUGAAGAAUUGCCUUUUGAGCCUAAAAUGAAAACAUGGAAUAUGAACAGUGGUUAUGCAAGGCUGCUUCAGUCCAUUCAGAGGAUCAUUUCCCAGGAAGGCUUUGAUGGCUCUGAUCCCCAGAAAAAACAAAGGAAUGUUUUGAGGAUAGGAAUCCAGAGCCUGGGUUCCAUAUUGUGGGGUGAUGAUGUUUGUUGCAGUGAUACUCCUGAAGAUCCUCAGAGCCUGACAAAAUUCCUCUAUGUUCUGCGUGGCCUGCUCAGGAAAUCCUUGUCAGCCUGCAUCAUCACCAUGCCUGCUCACCUCAUCCAGAAUAAAGCAAUUAUGGAACGUGUAACAAACUUGUCAGAUAUGGUGGUUGGUCUUGAAUCAUUUAUUGGCUCUGAGAGAGAAACCAAUCCAUUGUACAAGGAUUACCACGGUUUGGUUCACGUACAUCAGAUUCCUCGGCUUAAUAGCUUGAUCUGUGAUGUGUCAGACACGAAGGACCUUGCUUUUAGAUUAAAAAGGAAGCAGUUCACCAUCGAGCGGCUGCAUUUGCCUCCAGACUUGUCAGACACAGUGAGCCGCGCGAGCAAACAGGAUCUGGCAGGAUCCGCCAAACUGCUGAGCUCAGGAUGUGGCGCCAUGGCCAUCGGCAAGAAGCACCUGGACUUCUAGUGAUUUCUGCUUAGCAGCUCCACUCACAUUCAUCUGACACCCUCAUUAGGAGUGUUAAUGACUUAUAUAAAUAUUUUUCUUAAUGAUUUGACCCAGCAGUCUUUAAAAAUACGUGUUGUCAUAUGAUGCCUUCCUUUUUUUCUUUUUUUUUUUUUCUUUUUUUUUUUUUUUUUUUUUUCCCCCCCCGUGUUUGUUCUGGUUUCUUUGUACUAAAUUUGGUCUUGUUUGGGUUUUGCUUUUUGUUGGGUCCUGCCAUUGUUCUGCUCCAUUGGAAACAGGUAGUAUUUUCUUCCUUUACUUAAAAUACAAAAAUUGCAGCUACCCUUUCAUUUCUAUUUUUUUUUUUACAUUAAAAAUAAAGGGAUAUUUUUUCCCAAAAGAUUUUUUUAUAUACUUAACCUAUAAUAUUUUGUAUGAAUAAUGGGUUUAUUGAAAUAAAGGAAUGGAACUAAG
Messenger RNA from Vidua chalybeata, 1659 nucleotides. RefSeq names its product elongator acetyltransferase complex subunit 4 (gene ELP4). The coding region runs from base 1 to 1206 and encodes 401 amino acids. The record is from RefSeq and is a predicted model, not a curated record. The transcript has 10 exons. Gene Ontology annotation, biological process: tRNA wobble uridine modification. Lineage: Eukaryota; Metazoa; Chordata; Aves; Passeriformes; Viduidae. Gene Ontology annotation, cellular component: elongator holoenzyme complex; transcription elongation factor complex; cytoplasm.